Pieris macdunnoughi is the source of this 1404-nucleotide messenger RNA. Lineage: Eukaryota; Metazoa; Arthropoda; Insecta; Lepidoptera; Pieridae. The record is from the annotation of a GenBank genome assembly.
AUGAUUAUCUAUAGCAAGGUGACAAGUUUAUUAUCUACUUUGGUGACUUCCACGUUCGUAAUUGAGAAACAACCACCACAAGUUAUGAAAACUAAUACACGUUUUACGGCAACCGUUCGCCUGUUGGUGGGUGGUCAACUCAAUGUACACAUGACUCCACCACGAGUUACCGUGGUGAUAAUAUCCGAGCAACAAGCUCAAUUGUUAUUGAAGAGUGACUCCCAAAGUGGGCGCGGAAAGCAGCCCGUGGAGUGUGGGGACAUUCUCAAUAACAGCGGGUGUAUGGAGUACCAGCCUACCAGCCGGCAGCUUAGCGUCAGUUUCAGGAACAUGCAGUUACGCAAAAUAAAGCGAGCGGAGAAGAAGGGAACAGAGAGUGUGAUGGAUGAGAAGCUAACUCUUCUAUUUCAGUCUGAGUUCAACGUCGGGGGAGGGGAACUUGUCUUCCAGGUGUGGACCCUAUCUCUUCCAGUAGUGGUGAUAGUCCACGGCAAUCAGGAGCCCCACGGCUGGGCCACAGUCACUUGGGACAAUGCUUUCAGCCCCCCAGGCAGGGUCCCCUUCGCUGUCCCCGAUAAGGUGACUUGGUGUCAGUUGGCUGAGACUCUACGCAUCAAAUUUUGUUCAGCCACUGGUGGGGAUCUGUCCGAGGAUAAUCUGAGGUUCCUGGCCGAGAAGAUUUUUAGUAUAAUCUCCAGGACAAGUCUCCCCAUGAACACCAUGGAGCUGAACGCCAUGACAGUCAGCUGGACCCAGUUCUGCAAAGACGCACUACCGGAACGGAAUUUCACCUUCUGGGAGUGGUUUUACAUGGUCGUCAAGGUCACGAGAGACUAUCUGAGGACGCUCUGGUGUGAUCGCCUGAUAAUGGGUUUCAUUCAAAAGAAGCAAGCCGAGGAGAUGUUAGCUAAAUGUCCUCCUGGGACAUUCCUACUUCGCUUCUCGGAUUCUGAACUCGGUGGAAUCACUAUCGCCUGGGUUGGAGAUGGCAACGAAGUGUUCAGCCUCCAGCCGUUCACAUCCCGUGACCUGAUGCUGCGAUCCCUCGCCGACCGAAUCCUGGAUCUGUCCCAGCUGCAGUUCCUUUACCCCAACGUGGCCAAGAAUGAUGUCUUCUCCAAGUAUUAUACUAAGCCUGAAAACGACGUCCUAAAGAACGGCUACGUGAAGCCUGUGUUGGUGACGACGUUGCCCCCAUACAUGUCCCCCUCUCCGGCCUACGCGCAUUCGCCCGACUCGCAUCGCAACACGCCAUCCGUGCACAACAGUUACUUCAGCGCAUCAACGCCUGCGCAAACCGAGAACAGUUUCAUGGACAGCGAGCUGUUUGAGCAGAUACGCGCGUUCGAGCCGGAUGGUUUCGAUGAUUUCGACUUUUACGGUGGAAAUGUUAGUAUGAAAUGA